CUUGGAGAUAAGAGUGGUAUUUCAAAAGACAAACGGACGAACCGAAGUCACUCACAGUUUAGUUUGUUUCUCAAGGGUCAAUAUGAAGCUGUUCGUGGUACUUGCUUUUGCUCUGGCCACUGUGGUCCUUGCGGAGGUCGAUGAUGAAGAGCUCAGCCGCAUUGCAAUGCAGAAUCCCGACUUGUUCGGAGGUGACAUGGCCGGAAUUGAUGGUCCAAAUGAUCCAGAAAGAAAUGCCAUUCCACAGACAAGAUACCGAUGGCCUGGAGCUAAAGUUCCUUACGUCAUCGAUUCUUCCUUAUCUACAAAGACAGAUCUCAUCUUGAGAGGAAUGAAAAACUACCAUGAUAAAACAUGCGUCAAAUUCGUUCCCAGGACCGUUGAAAAGGACUACAUCAGAAUCUUCUCGGGACAAGGGUGCUACUCUAACGUUGGAAAAAUUGGUGGUCAGCAACCAGUGUCUUUGGGUGUUGGUUGUCAUUAUGUAGGAACAGUAGUCCACGAAUUAGCCCAUGCUUUAGGAUUUUACCAUGAACAGAACAGAUCAGACAGAGAUCAGUUCCUUGUAAUAUAUUUGGAAAAUGUCCGAAGAGGAAUGGAGUCAAAUUUCGUGAAGCUCUCCUAUGCGCAAAACUUACUGCUCACCCCAUUCGAUUACGACUCUGUGAUGAUCUACGGAAACAAAGCUUUCUCUAAAGACGGCAGAUCGGAUACAAUGGUAGCCAAAAAUGGGCAAAGACUUCUUGAUCCUUAUUAUAAACAAGGAAUGACCAAAUCUGAUAUCACUCGGGUUAAGAAGAUGUACAACUGCUAAUUUUAGAACUUCUAUUGCAGUCUUUUUGAGUUCUAUUCUAUUACAAGAGUCUAUUCAGAGGAGUUUGAAUGAAACCGCUUAACUGAUUUUUUCAUGCAUUUCUUUUUUUGUAUAGAUUUUUUGGAAUAAAAUAAAGGAUUUUAAAAUUA
Stegodyphus dumicola is the source of this 963-nucleotide messenger RNA. RefSeq names its product astacin-like metalloprotease toxin 5. Gene Ontology annotation, biological process: proteolysis. NCBI's taxonomy places the organism in Eukaryota, Metazoa, Arthropoda, Arachnida, Araneae, Eresidae. Gene Ontology annotation, molecular function: metalloendopeptidase activity; zinc ion binding. The record is from RefSeq and is a predicted model, not a curated record.